Molecule: messenger RNA, 3648 nt
Organism: Mytilus trossulus (common blue mussel)
Lineage: Eukaryota; Metazoa; Mollusca; Bivalvia; Mytilida; Mytilidae
Product: adhesion G-protein coupled receptor D1-like
Exons: 12
Coding region: 53-1438 (461 amino acids)
Biological process (GO): adenylate cyclase-activating G protein-coupled receptor signaling pathway; cell surface receptor signaling pathway
Cellular component (GO): plasma membrane
Molecular function (GO): G protein-coupled receptor activity
Source: RefSeq, a predicted model, not a curated record
UUCACCAAAAUUCUUUUUUUUAGUUAUACCAGUUAUUAUAGUUGCUAUUUCGAUGGGUGCUACCAAGUUAGAAGGUUAUGGAAACUCAAAAUUUUGUUGGCUGACCCUUGAGUCAGGUUUAUUAUGGGCAUUUAUUGGUCCUGCUCUACUUGUAGUAUUAAUAAAUUUAAUCAUUCUCAUUCUGGUGCUAAAAACCAUGUUCAGCAGUCAUUCUAUGUUGACAAAAACUGCCAAACAGCAAGCAAAAGCUGGUAUGAGAAGUAUAUGUGUUAUAUUGCCAUUAUUUGGUGUCACAUGGGUGCUUGGUGUAUUUUCUGUCAAUGAAGAUUUAGUUGUGUUUCAGUAUUUAUUUGCAAUAUUCAACUCAUUACAGGGAGUUUUCAUAUUUUUAUUCCAUUGCUUCUUCAACAGACAGGUUAGAGAAAGUAUACAACAUAGUCGCAGAAGAAAAAGAAGUACUCAUAUAGAUUUAUCUAAGUCUACCUCACAAUCAUCUAAAACAAAAAAUUUAACUAGAGAAUCAUCGGAAAACAUUCACAAUAACUUUGAUGAAGAUUUAAAAAAUUCCAAGAACCCAUUCCUUCAGGCUGACAAUCAAGUUCAGCAGAUUGUUGAUAAAUUUAAAAAGACUGACCAUGACGGGAAAGAGUACAAUCUACAUAAAGAGGCUGGUAUCAAUAUAGACGAUAUCAAAAUCACCAAUAUAAUGAGGGAGGCAGAAAUUAAGGACUCCAGAGAACUGGGUUCUUCAGCACGCCAUAGUGCAUCAGGAAGUGAAAAAAGGAAAUCUGAUAGAAGCAGUACAGAAAAGUCAUCUUAUGGAUCUCGUGAGGGUCUGAAAUACAAAGCCUCAUCCAGCUCCUCAAGGACCGUGACUACUGCUACAACUAGGUCUACUGACCUAGACCCAAGACAUUCCAAUAGGUCCAGUGACCUGAGGCAUUCCAGUAGGUCAGACGAAGACUAUGAGUCUAAAAUGACAGAGAACCAAACAAGAUUAGAAAGUAUAUACAGUGGUACUUAUGAGAGAAAACUUAAAUCAGAAAAAUCUAGGUCUAAUCAGUACAGUCCUAAACAGCGAAAGAAAACAUUUGAGCCUGGUCCAUCUCAUAAGAAAGGAGGUUCUCAUUGGGGGAAGACUAAACAGAAAGUACCAUCAAAGAAACAGAGUUCACACGAUGAUGAAAGAAUUCACGAAAAGUCACGCCAAAAGAGAGGUAGACAUCGUGAUCGAUCAGAAAUGUAUGAAGUUGAUUAUUAUGACAACCCAGCUCAUCAAUCACAUCACCAUAGCAUGGACGAUGUUCACAUGCAAUACAUGGGAUAUCCACAUCCACAACAACCAUUUGUCAGGACAUACGAUCCUUUACGGACACCACAUGGCUAUCAUCGUCCAGAUGUUCCGUGGUAUGAAGUCAGACGCAAUGAUUAUUGUUGAUUUCAUCAUUUGCUAGCAUUUUUAUUACCAUGUCUUUCAAUUGGAGAACACAAAUAAAUGGGUGCUUGGAUGGAUGGAAUAAAUUGUCUACUUUGUUUUUGGAGAUUUCUGCAUCUAAUAAUCAGUUGUUUUCACAAAUUUCAUGAAAUAUUAUACUUUUUUGUGUCUUUAUAAAAAUGAAGAUUUUUUAUAUUUUUAUAAGACUUUCAAUGUUUGAUUGUAAAAUUUCUAUUAUUGAAAAUAUAUUGUGGUAGCUUCCAAAAAAUUAAUUAGAAUAUUUAUUCAUGUCUAGCAAUAUCAUUACAAAAAAAAGCAUAAGAAAAUAGAUCUGUGUUUAUAAUUUUAGAAUAUCAAGUAAAUCAUUGAAAAGGGUUGUGAUGUUUAUGUACAACAGUACAGAGCAUAUAUAAUACUUAUAAUAGGGUUUUCAAAAGUUAACAAUGUAUAAAAUGCAAAAAACAAUGAAUUCUCAUUUUUCAUUUCACAAUGGUAACCCUUGUACUGCAUGGCAAGUACUGAUAUAGUAAGAAUAUUAAUGUCACUUGCAAUUUAUGCAAUUAUCUUACAACGCUUAAACACUGUAAGAAUUUACCAUAAAUCAAAAAAAAAUAAUUGUGAUAUAAUAUGAUAACUUAAAUUACUUUUGCAAACCUGUGGAGUCAAUCUAGAAUUUUUGUGCUGAAACAUUACAAAGUUUAUAUGUGGAUUUUUUUUAUUUACUUUGUGGAGUUACGAACUGAAAAUUGAUGUAUUCUGAAACUACUUGUAAAGCAUGGGCAUUAUAGGGCCAAGGCAAAGAUAAGAAUAUUUUUUUUAUGAAAUUUGUUUUUUUUACCUUAUACAAGAAAUUUUACAAUGAAAGCUGUUUUUAAUGAUAUAUUUUUCAUGUCCGACAGAAUUUAUAAUUCAAUUUGACUGAAAUACUCCACACGAGGGAGUUAUUUUGCUAAGCACCAUCUCAGGGAAAAUGUAUGUCUCGUUAUGAAAUCAAAAUAUUAAAAAAAAUGAAAUCCAGUGUGUGAUUCAUGUUAAGUUUUGUAAGUGUAUGUAGUUGUUUCGUUUUAAUCAAACAUUUAAUUGAUCAGGUAUGUGAUAUUAUAUAUUAGCUUGAUUGUAUAAUCGAAAUGUAACAUAAUAUUUUAUUCACAAUAUUUACUGAGAAUAUGAGGAAAAUGUGAGAGGAAAUUUAUUAGAAUUCAUCCAAGUCAAGGGAGAAAUUUUCAACUUUUUAAUGAUUUAUUAUGUUGAUCAUGUGAUGUCAGCAAAAACAAAUUUUAUAUACCCUUAUUCAUGCUCAUAUUAUAUGCUCAUUAUUUCUUAGUCCAUUGGCGGAUCCAGGGGGGCUCCAGGGAUUGGAACCCCCCUUUUUUUUGACGAUCAAUGCAUAUGAAUGGGAGCAUAUAGUUGAAACCCCCACUUUACUCUGGGUUGGGACCCCUCCCCCCCUUUUUAAAAUGGCUGGAUCCACCACUGAAGUCUAUGCAGAGCUACUGUAUUUCAUAAAUGAUUUCAUUUGGAGACUUAUAAUUAUCAGUUCAGUAACAAACAAUCUCAUAUCAAUUAAUAAAAACUUUAAAGCAUGACUUUAGUUCAAAGCUCAGAUAUUGAUAUCUUGUCUUGCAUCAUAUCUAAGGAGAACAAGUAAGUAAACGUUUUUGAUAGUGUGUAAAAUUAGGUAAUUUGACCUACAUAUUAUGCAUGGACUAUUAAUCAUCAGAAUUUUAUACUGGAUGCUUCAAUCUGUAAGAAGAUUUGUCCUGAACAUGCAUGAAAUAUUUGCCACUGGACAUAAAUCAACCAACAACCAAUCAAUCAUCAAGAUAUAAGAAAAUACCUUAUUUUGUUAAUUUCAUAGUGUGUAGAUGCCAAAUAAUUUGAUAUAUAAAUGUAAUAAAAAUCUCUAAAACAAUUGUUGUAAGGAAAACCUUGCCUAUAUACUUAAAGAUACAAAUUGAAGACAGUCAUUUGGUAUUGUUAACAUUGUAUGAUUGCUACAAAUUCUGUAUAACAUUUUUUUAUGCAAUAUAAGUGUCUCAUUAUAUGCUUUUUUAUGCCUAUAUAAGCAAUAACCAUUUAUAUUUGUUAAUUAUGUGUGCUUAUUUAUAUAAAAUACAACAAAUUCAUGUGUCUCGCCACAGAAUCAUGUCUCUUGUAUAAAAACCAUACCAAUAAGAUACAGUGAUGAAUUAUGGCUAAUGCUAUAAACUAAG